CCACAUCCACCAACUUGCAAAGUACCCAUUGAUCUCGCUUAACUAUCUACACACCUACUCAUACCUUUGCGCAACCCGUUGUACUAUUGUCUUCGCCUAGCUACUCCGCUGCCUUUGCGACUCGUCGACGGUGGGCAUCUUGUCGCAUUGACCCUAUCUGACUGUGAUCCCGCUUUCGACCGCCAUCUGUACCUCGUGAGGAUCGGGUCCCCCUCCCUCGCAACCAUGGGCGACCCCCGGAAGUUUGAUCCUCCUGCUACCCGCAGCGCAGCAGGCAGAGGAAAGUCGCCAGAACGUGCUGCAAAUGCAUUGUCUAUCGCAUCCCCUCCGGGCUCAAGAACACCCCCUAGUAUGCCAUCGAAGAAGACCUUCUUCUAUCCCGAUUCGCAAGGGAGACCACCAAAGAGUCGAAAUACCUCAGAGCCGAUUGAUCCCGAUGCGCUUGCGAAGGCCUUGAAGGACUACGAGGAUGCUGGGCGUCCUCGCGAGAGAACACCUGGAACUAGCCCAAGUCGGAAGCGACAACGAGUAUACGGCGACCGAUUUAUUCCCAACCGCGAAGGGCAAGACCUCCAGGCAACCUACAGCCUCCUUCAUGAGGAAGGAUGUCCCUCCACCCCUUCUAAAUCCAAGAAGCGCACUCCUCAUUCCGAGCUGCAUUUCCAAAAGACGGAAGAAGCGAACAGAAUGUACUCGCGGGUCCUGCGGAGUGAGCUCUUCGGAAACACUGUCCCCCAGGCUGAUCUAGACUCUUUAUCACCCGAUCCGCUGUUGGGGUUUGCGAACGGAAUCAAUGACAAGACUCGCUCCCAUACGCCUCCGUCACAUGUCGUAUCGAACCUCCCUCCAGCCAGUAUAACACCGUCCACUCCCCAUAAAAACCUCUUCAACUACGCUUCCUCCCGCGCUGGAUCUGGUCAUCCGACGCCUUCCAAGACUCCUCGAAGUCAACAUGGUCCCAACCUGAACGUUCGAUCAGAGCUCUACAGCCUUUCCCCGAUUCGAUAUGACAGCCAGCGUAUAUUAGAAACACCCCGCAAACAACCUCGCUACGUUAAUAAAGUGCCUUACAAAGUGCUUGAUGCGCCCGAUCUACAAGAUGACUUUUAUCUGAAUCUGGUGGAUUGGGGGAGUAGUAAUGUUCUGGGAGUUGGUCUGGGUAAUUCGGUCUACAUGUGGAAUUCGCAAACCGGAAGGGUAACAAAACUGUGUGAGCUCAAAGAUGACACUGUCACGAGUGUGAGCUGGAUUCAGCGGGGAACCCAUCUUUCGAUCGGGACUGGCAAAGGGCUCGUCCAAAUCUGGGACGCAGAGCGAUGUCGCCGUCUAAGAACGAUGAUUGGACACACUAACCGGGUUGGAGCUCUAGCCUGGAACGACCAUAUCCUUACCUCGGGCUCACGAGAUCGCCUGAUCUUCCAUCGAGAUGUCCGUUCGCCGGAUCAAUAUUUGCGUCGCUUAUCCGGCCACAAGCAAGAAGUCUGCGGUCUCCGAUGGAACACGGAAGAUGGCCAACUAGCAUCUGGCGGUAACGACAAUAAAUUACUGGUCUGGGACAAGUUGAACGAAACUCCUCUCUAUCGCUUUUCCGACCAUACGGCUGCCGUGAAGGCCAUCGCAUGGUCACCCCACCAGCACCAUCUCCUAGCAUCGGGCGGUGGGACGGCGGACCGAACCAUCAAAUUCUGGAACACGUCAACAGGAUCUUUGAUUAAGGAGGUCGAUACGGGCAGUCAAGUUUGCAACCUGGCGUGGUCAAAAAACUCAGAUGAGAUUAUCAGCACGCACGGAUACAGCCAGAACCAGAUCGUAAUCUGGAAAUACCCUCGCAUGGAGCAGAUUGUCUCAUUGACUGGACAUACUUUCCGUGUACUGUACCUGGCUAUGAGUCCGGAUGGUCAAACUGUCGUCACUGGUGCUGGCGAUGAGACCUUGCGGUUCUGGAAAAUUUUCAACAAAAGACCAGGCAGAGAGCACGGCCGUGAAGGCAGUAAGUUAGCCGAAUGGGGGACUAUUCGGUGACGGCCUCGGAUUCUCUUCUCGUCUUCAAAGCUUUCUGCUCGACUACUUAUUAGCAGUUUCCGAUAUGCAUUAGAUCUGGCGUUUCAGGGUGUUGGCGUUCUUCCGAUUCUGGGCA
Molecule: messenger RNA, 2137 nt
Organism: Aspergillus saccharolyticus JOP 1030-1
Lineage: Eukaryota; Fungi; Ascomycota; Eurotiomycetes; Eurotiales; Aspergillaceae
Product: WD40 repeat-like protein
Exons: 4
Coding region: 226-2022 (598 amino acids)
Biological process (GO): anaphase-promoting complex-dependent catabolic process; positive regulation of ubiquitin protein ligase activity; positive regulation of anaphase-promoting complex-dependent catabolic process
Cellular component (GO): anaphase-promoting complex
Molecular function (GO): anaphase-promoting complex binding; ubiquitin ligase activator activity; protein binding
Source: RefSeq, a predicted model, not a curated record